AUGGCGGACUUGGACGCCCUCAGGGCGGACAACAUGCUGUGGGCUGCCUACCAGCGGGGCCUCAGGGCGGGAAGACGGGAGAUGGCUCCAGUCGAUGACCACGCAAAACCCCCACCCCCUCGACGACAACCAACGUCGAGUAGAGCGCGUAAUGAAACCGCGAGACCACAUCCAAGAGCCCACCCAACUCCCCCAAUCCGCAACCAGCCAACUAACGCCACCAGCACCCCGAGUCACAACAAACCAACCGCAACAGCCCCACGCCACAGCCCAUCUACCAACACAACACCGGUCCGCAACACGGCGCCCACCACCACUAGACCCCGCCCGCUCAUGGAGGUCUUAAUACCCAGACCGGCAAUACCGACCACCGGCGCGGACGGCGAAGCGGCGGGGACAUCCGGACAAUCGGGCGCGCUGCCAAAACGAAAACGCCCUUCGCAGCUGAGGAAGGACAGGCUAAAAUGGAAGGCCUUCUCACAGAGGAAGAAGGAGUCGAAGGCAAGGAACAGCCAGCAGUGGAGGCUGGAGAAAAUCGAAGAGGAGGAGUCACCGAUGGAUGUGGAUGAGGAGGUGUUGACGAGGCCACCGACAAGCCUCCCGGAGGUGGAUGAUGGGAUUUUCCACACGGCGCCAUCCUCCCCCAACCCGAUACCUCGAUCGCCCGGAACCCUCGACCAACAAACCUCCGACCAACAAACCCCCGCACCAGGACCCUCAGAGAGGAACGAUCCUCCGAGAACCCCGCCUCCCUUCAAGGAAGAUGGGAACGAGUAG
Molecule: messenger RNA, 777 nt
Organism: Adelges cooleyi (spruce gall adelgid)
Lineage: Eukaryota; Metazoa; Arthropoda; Insecta; Hemiptera; Adelgidae
Exons: 1
Coding region: 1-777 (258 amino acids)
Source: RefSeq, a predicted model, not a curated record